UUUGUUAAGGUCCAUCAUGAGUGAGAUAUGGGACUCCAACUCUUCAGAAAACUGGACUCAUAUCUGGAGUGUUUAUGACACAAACCAUCAUCUAUAUUCAGAUGUUAAUAUCACCUAUGUCAAUUACUAUCUUCACCAGCCUCAAGUGGCAGCAGUCUUCAUUAUUUCUUACUUUCUGAUCUUCUUCCUUUGUAUGGUGGGGAAUACAGUGGUCUGCUUCAUUGUAAUGAAGAACAAACAUAUGCACACAGUCACUAAUCUCUUCAUCUUGAACCUGGCAAUAAGUGAUUUACUAGUUGGCAUAUUCUGUAUGCCCAUCACACUUCUGGACAAUAUUAUAGCAGGAUGGCCAUUUGGGAACACAAUGUGCAAGAUCAGUGGAUUGGUCCAGGGAAUAUCAGUUUCAGCUUCAAUUUUCACUUUAGUUGCAAUAGCAGUAGAUAGGUUCCGGUGUGUUGUGUAUCCUUUUAAACCAAAGCUCACUAUCAAGACAGCGUUUGUCAUUAUUGUCAUCAUCUGGGUCCUAGCCAUUACCAUUAUGUCUCCCUCUGCAAUAAUGUUACAUGUACAGGAAGAAAAACAUUACCAAGUAAGACUCAAUUUUCAGAAUAAAACCAGCCCAGUCUACUGGUGCCGGGAAGAUUGGCCGAAUCAGGAAAUGAGGAAGAUCUACACCACUGUGCUGUUCGUCAAUAUCUACCUGACUCCGCUGACCCUCAUUGUCAUCAUGUAUGGAAGGAUUGGGAUCUCCCUCUUUAAGGCUGCAGUUCCUCACACAGGCAAGCAGAAUCAGGAGCAGUGGCAGUCAGUGUCUAAGAAGAAGCAGAAGGUCAUUAAGAUGCUCCUGAUAGUGGCAUUGCUUUUCAUUCUCUCCUGGCUGCCCCUGUGGACUCUGAUGAUGCUUUCAGACUAUGCGGACCUUUCUCCAAAUGAACUACAUAUCAUUAACAUCUACAUCUACCCCUUUGCACAUUGGCUGGCCUUUUGUAACAGCAGCAUCAACCCCAUAAUUUAUGGUUUUUUCAAUGAAAAUUUUCGCCGUGGUUUCCAAGAUGCUUUUCAGCUCCACUUCUGUCAAAGGAGAACAAAACCCAAGGAAGCCUACCUACUAAGAGGGAAAACUAAUAUGACCAUAAACACAUCGAAUCACCUGGCUCAGGAACCUACAUUUCAAAACACACAUGGUAAAAAUUUACUUUAUAAUAAAAGUGCUGAAAAACCCAAACAGGAAUUAAUGAUGGAAGAAUUGGAAGAAGAUUCCAAAAACAAUGAGAUUAAAAGAGAACUAAAGGAGCUCUGGUAG
Molecule: messenger RNA, 1303 nt
Organism: Chrysochloris asiatica (Cape golden mole)
Lineage: Eukaryota; Metazoa; Chordata; Mammalia; Afrosoricida; Chrysochloridae
Gene: NPFFR2
Product: neuropeptide FF receptor 2
Exons: 3
Coding region: 17-1303 (428 amino acids)
Biological process (GO): regulation of adenylate cyclase activity; G protein-coupled receptor signaling pathway; regulation of cAMP-dependent protein kinase activity
Cellular component (GO): membrane
Molecular function (GO): opioid receptor binding; neuropeptide receptor activity; peptide binding
Source: RefSeq, a predicted model, not a curated record